This is a messenger RNA of Cercocebus atys (sooty mangabey), 858 nucleotides long. It is a transcript of the gene UBD, whose product is annotated as ubiquitin D. NCBI's taxonomy places the organism in Eukaryota, Metazoa, Chordata, Mammalia, Primates, Cercopithecidae. Gene Ontology annotation, molecular function: proteasome binding; protein binding. The coding region runs from base 130 to 627 and encodes 165 amino acids. Gene Ontology annotation, biological process: ubiquitin-dependent protein catabolic process; response to tumor necrosis factor; protein ubiquitination. The transcript has 2 exons. Gene Ontology annotation, cellular component: nucleus. The record is from RefSeq and is a predicted model, not a curated record.
AGAACAAAGGGCACAGCAAAGCUGGACAAACACAGCAAUCCAGGAGGGGAUUUCCAAUUCAACGCUGGUAUAUAAGCUGGAUGCAAAAUCCUUUUUCUGUCUCUGGUUUCUGGCCCCUUGACUGCAAAGAUGGCUCGCAAUGCUUCCUGCCUCUCUGUGCACGUUCUUUCUGAGGAAUGGAAUUCAAUGACCUUUGAUGCCAACCCAGAGGACAGCGUGAAAAAAAUCAAUGAACACGUCCGGUCUAAGACCAAGGUUCCUGUGCAGGACCAGGUUCUUUUGCUGGGCUCCAAGAUCCUAAAGCCACGGAGAAGGCUCUCAUCUUAUGGCAUUGACAAGGAGAAGACCAUCCACCUUACCCUGAAAGUGGUGAAGCCCAGUGAUGAGGAGCUGCCCUUGUAUCUUGUGGAGUCAGGUGAUGAGGGGCAGAGGCACCUCCUCCAGGUGCGAAGGUCCAGCUCAGUGGCACAAGUGAAAGCAAUGAUCGAGACCAAGACGGGUGUAACCCCUGAGACCCAGAUUGUGAAUUGCAAUGGAAAGAGACUGGAAGAUGGGAAGAUGAUGGCAGAUUAUGGAAUCAGAAAGGGCAACUUACUCUUCCUGACAUCUUAUUGUAUUGCAGGGUGACCACCCUGGGGAUGGGGUGUUGGCAAGGGCCAAAAAGCUUAUUUCUUUUAAUCUCUUAAUCAACGUGAGAAUGAGAUGAGUAGAGUAAGAUUUGGGUGGGAUGGGUAGGAUGAAGAAUAUUGUCCAACUCUGUUUCUUUGAUUCUAACACAAUUAAUUCAGUGGCAGGAUUUUUAAUAAUGUAUUACUGAGACUAGUAAAUAAAAUUUUGAGGCAAAAUAGAGCAUUCAAA